Molecule: messenger RNA, 1488 nt
Organism: Artibeus jamaicensis (Jamaican fruit-eating bat)
Lineage: Eukaryota; Metazoa; Chordata; Mammalia; Chiroptera; Phyllostomidae
Gene: MED27
Product: mediator complex subunit 27
Exons: 8
Coding region: 25-960 (311 amino acids)
Biological process (GO): regulation of transcription by RNA polymerase II
Cellular component (GO): mediator complex
Molecular function (GO): transcription coactivator activity
Source: RefSeq, a predicted model, not a curated record
AGAGCCGGCUGUGGCGGCGGCAACAUGGCUGACUUGAUAAGUGUCGGCGUGAACCUGGAGGCAUUUUCCCAGGCCAUUAGUGCCAUCCAGGCGCUGCGCUCCAGCGUGAGCAGGGUGUUCGACUGCCUGAAAGAUGGCAUGAGGAACAAGGAGACGCUGGAGGGCCGGGAGAAGGCCUUCAUCGCGCAAUUCCAGGACAACUUGCAUUCGGUCAACCGGGACCUCAACGAGCUGGAACGCCUGAGCAAUCUGGUGGGCAAGCCGUCCGAGAACCACCCGCUCCAUAACAGCGGGCUGCUGAGCCUGGACCCCGUGCAGGACAAAACGCCUCUGUACAGUCAGCUCCUCCAGGCGUACAAGUGGUCGAACAAGCUGCAGUACCACGCCGGUCUGGCAUCAGGCCUUCUGAACCAACAGUCCCUGAAGCGCUCUGCUAACCAGAUGGGAGUCUCAGCGAAGCGCAGGCCGAAGGCCCAGCCCACCACUCUAGUCUUACCGCCUCAAUACGUCGAUGACGUGAUCAGCCGCAUCGACAGGAUGUUUCCAGAGAUGUCCAUCCAUUUGUCCAGACCCAACGGAACAUCAGCAAUGCUUCUGGUGACCUUGGGGAAGGUGCUGAAAGUGAUUGUCGUCAUGCGGAGCCUGUUCAUCGACCGGACGAUUGUGAAGGGGUUCAGUGAAAAUGUCCACACGGAAGACGGCAAGCUGGAUAUAUGGUCCAAGUCGAACUAUCAAGUGUUCCAGAAGGUGACAGACCACGCCACCACUGCCCUGCUGCACUACCAGCUGCCCCAGAUGCCGGACGUCGUGGUCAGGUCCUUCAUGACCUGGCUGCGGAGUUACAUAAAGCUGUUCCAGGCCCCCUGCCAGCGCUGCGGCAAGUUUCUGCAGGACGGCCUCCCGCCCACCUGGAGGGACUUCCGGACCCUCGAGGCCUUCCACGACACCUGCCGGCAGUGACCCGCCCUCACUGCCCAGUGUCAGUGCAGGGUCCCCGCAACCCCCGCCCCACCCCCAGGUGUGAAACAGCGUGUCGUUCUCGGGGCCGAGCCUCUGGAGGAGCAGACGCCGUCUCUGUGCUGCACCUUCGCAGGCAUGUGGGAGGCGGAGAGGACCCCGUCAGGCCGCAGCAGGGGCCCAGCCGGGGACUCCGCUGGUGGGAGCUCGCUCCCAGUGUCCCAGGGUUGUGGGUUCGAGCCCCGGUCGGGGCUCACACCGGGGUCAACCAGCGAGUGCAUCAAUAAGUGGACAACAGAUGGAAGUUUCUCUCUCUCCGUACCCCACUCCCCCCGCCUCUGAAAUAAGUCACACAGCACGCUCUUCUGCAUAUGUGAUACCCGUGACCUGGCGCCCCUGGGUCUGGGCUCCGAGUCAUGCCCACGAGCCUGGAGGUCCAGACGAGCCCCCGUGUGCAUGCGUGUUGUCGGGCUGGCUGUUCGGCUCUGCUCUGUGACUAUUUUUGUAAGCAAUAAACCUUCUUGUCCACAA